AUGCAGGGCCCCAGCCCGGCCACCGCCGCCGCCGCCGCCACACUAUUGGCGCUCUCCCUGCUCGCUCCCCCUGUCGCUGCCGCAAACAGCAAGCUGUGGGGCCGUGGCGGCAGCCUGUGGACGCCCGCCGGGAGGCUGAUGGACUUCAGCUUUGCCGGCUAUCACCAGGGCAACGACCCCCUCCCCGACCCUCCCGUCACCAAGUCUGUGCUUGACUUCAAGCGCAGGGGCAUGAGCGACACAGCCAUGCUGCAGGCAGCCCUCUCUUGGGCCAAUAAGCAGCGGCCGGCAACGGGCUACACCGUGCUGCUCAUCCCCAAGGGCACCUACACCCUGACCGAGAAGCUGAUCAUCAAGAGCUCCCGGGUGGUGCUGCGCGGCGAGGGGCCCGGCAAGACGGUGCUCAACAUCCCCAAGAGUCUGACUGAUGUGUACGGCCCUGACCCCUACUCUGAGAGCGGCGGAUACGUGAAUUGGGGCGGCUUCCUCACAAUCAAGGGUCGGGGCAGCAAGGGGCGCGUCGCGGCGGUGGCCACCGGCGCCGCCAGCCGCGGCGACGUCGUCAUCACGGUCAACAGCGCGCGUGGCCUCAAGAAGGGCCAAUACUACGACCUGUGGUUCACUGACGUGGGGGGCCGCUUCAACAGCAUACAGCUGGGGGCCAACAUGCAGGCCCCUGAGAAGUACAUCGGAAAGGCGUUGUCGCGGUUCACAGUCAAGGUCUUGAAGAUCCGAGGCAACAAGGUCACGCUGGAGCGCCCGCUGCCCUUCCCCAUCGCUGCGGGCGUCAACAAGGUGGCCCUGCACCAGCCGGCCCCCACCGUGACCGAGAGCGGGGUGGAGGGCAUGACGCUGGCCAUGAAGUGGGAGCUCUAUGCGGGGCACCACCUGGGCGCUUAUCCCUGGGGCGGCCAGGCGGGCACGCCCACGCUGGCCCACAGCCCGUUGUCUGAGGCUGUGCCUGGCCGGCUGCAGGAGCGCGGCUGGAACGGCGUGGAGCUGAUGAGCGUGCGGGACUGCUGGGUCCGCGACAUCGAGAUCAUCAACCCUGAUUCGGGAGUGGUGGUCAACUGGAUGGCUUCCGCCUCUACCGUCACCGGCAUCCGCAUCUCUUACACCAAGACCCGCGCCAACUCCAUCCCCAAUCGCUUCAACGAGGACGCCCGCACCGACGGGCACUGGGGGAUGAUGUACGGAGGCUACUGCUACGACAUGCUCUUCACCGACUUCCACUUUGUGGGCAAGUUCCAGCACGACGUAGGCACCGCAAUGGCGGGGCAGUUUGGAGUGUGA
Chlorella variabilis is the source of this 1293-nucleotide messenger RNA. RefSeq lists its product as hypothetical. The coding region runs from base 1 to 1293 and encodes 430 amino acids. The transcript has 10 exons. The record is from RefSeq and is a predicted model, not a curated record. Lineage: Eukaryota; Viridiplantae; Chlorophyta; Trebouxiophyceae; Chlorellales; Chlorellaceae.